This is a messenger RNA of Pomacea canaliculata, 4116 nucleotides long. Its product is annotated as heterogeneous nuclear ribonucleoprotein U-like. The record is from RefSeq and is a predicted model, not a curated record. Gene Ontology annotation, molecular function: protein binding. The transcript is spliced from 18 exons. The coding region runs from base 85 to 2664 and encodes 859 amino acids. Lineage: Eukaryota; Metazoa; Mollusca; Gastropoda; Architaenioglossa; Ampullariidae.
AGAGCGCAUGCGUAGAUUUCACCGGCCAUCUUUGCAGAAGUAUCUUUUUUCCCAAUCGUGGAGGUAAAUUUUUAAUGCAUCAAAAUGAGUGAUAUCGACCCAGACAAGCUUAAAGUAACAGAGCUGCGAGAUGAACUUAAAGCCAGAGGAUUAGACACAAAGGGUGUCAAAGCUGUGCUUGUCGAAAGAUUAAAACAAGCCCUCAGCGAUGAACAUGGAGGAGGAGGUGAAGAGAGGCCUGAACGAGAGGAAGCUACAGAGGAAUCACAGGAAGAUGAUGCUGCUGCUGAAGAGGAGGAAGAGUCCCAGGAAGCUACUGCAGGAGAUGGUGGGGAUACUGGAGCUCAGGAUGAGGAGGAAGAGGAAGAAGAGUACCAAGUAGUGGAAGCUGAGGAAGAGGGUGGAGAGGAGGAAGAAAAGACAGUUGAGGAAAAGGGUGAUGAGGAACAAGUAGAUGAAGAGCCCGAAGCCAAAGAAGAAGGGAUGGCACAGGAAGCAGAAGAGAAUGGUGAAGGGGAUGCUGGUGUGGAAGAGGGCACUGCUGGUGAAGGAGAGGGAGAGGGGGAAGAAGAGAUGGAAAUGCCAGAUGAGCUUGGAGAAGAGUUUAGAACAAUUGAUGAGACUUCACAAGAUGAAGAUGGACAAGAUGAAAGAGGAUCCAAGAGAAAAAGAUCACGAUCUCGUUCUAGGGAUAGGCAUCGAGGUCGCAGGUCCCGCUCUAGAGAAAGACAUCGUAGUCCACCAGCACGAAAAAUAGAAAUGGAUGACAGCAGUUGGGAAUCGUUAACUUCAUUUCAGCUGGACAGAUAUAACUGUGACCUGAAUUUAAGAAUUCAAGAUGAUGGUCUCAAGGCUUGCCCUUUGACAGUAGAAGGUUUUGCAUUUAUGUGGGCUGGUGCUCGAUCCAUGUAUGGUGUAAGGUCCGGCAAAGUGGCUUAUGAAGCAAAGCUUUUGGAGAAUCUCAAUGUUGAUCACCUGCCGAAGGACGAAACAAACCCUCAUGUUUUACGUGUUGGGUGGUCUGUGGACGACACCAGUUUGCAGCUUGGUGAAGAACCACUGUCUUAUGGUUAUGGAGGUACAGGCAAAGCUUCCACUGACUGUAAAUUUACUGACUUCGGCCAGACUUUUACUGCUGGGGACAUCAUCACAGCUUACUUGGACAUGGACAGUGAUCCGGUGACAAUGUCUUACUCCAAAAAUGGUGAAGACCUUGGUGUAUGCUUUGAAGUGGAGAAAGAGAAGCUGGAGGAUAAGGCACUGUUUCCACAUUUGCUUACCAAGAACACAGAGUUCGAGUGCAACUUUGGGCAGAGGGAGGAGCCAUUCUUCCCACUGAAAGAGGGAUAUAUAUUCAUAAACUCAGUUGCUGAAGAAGAACGAGUACGUGGAUCAUGUCCACCUGCCCAGAAAGAAGAUUGCGAGAUCAUCAUGAUGGUGGGUCUUCCUGGGGCAGGCAAGACUUAUUGGGCAGAGAAGCAUGCUGGUGCCAAUAAGGAGAAGAGGUACUUUGUGCUGGGCACAAACAACAUUAUCGACAAGAUGAAGGUCAUGGGACUGCCUAGAAAGAAAAACUACAGCGGCCGCUGGGAUGUGUUGAUUGAUAAAGCCACCAAGUGCCUCAAUCGAAUGAUUGAGAUUGCUGCCCGCAAAAAACGAAACUACAUCCUUGACCAGACAAAUGUCUAUGCAUCAGCUCGACGACGUAAAAUGCAGCCUUUCGAAGGUUUUCAACGCAAGGCGGUGGUGGUUGUACCCACCGACGAGGAGUUCAAAGUCCGGGUUGAGAAAAGAGAGAAGGAAGAAGGAAAAGAGAUUCCCGAAAAAGCUGUACUUGAGAUGAAAGCUAACUUCAGUCUGCCAGAGGUGGGACAGCUUUUUGACAGUGUGGAGUUCUCAGAAGCCGAACAUGUAACGCCAGAAGAUGCUGAGAAAUUGGUCGAGAAGUACAAAAAAGAGGCUCGUGACCAAUUGCCCCCACCUGAAAAACGAUUCCGAGACAGUCGCUACUCUGGUGAGAGCUCCAUUGCAGUCGUUGAUCGUGGGCGUCGAGACUUUAGAGAGUUCCGUCCAAGAGGAGGCUACCGUGGUGGUUUUGACAGGGAUCGUUACGGUGCACGAGGGGGUUUUCGUGAAGAUCGUAGAGGAGGAUUCAGUAGUCGACCAUACCCAGAUCGUAGAGGUGGCUAUGCUCCUCGAGGGGCGUCAUUUGACAGCCGAAGUUGGGGACGCAAUGACAACCGCAGAUUUGAUGAUCGUCGUUCAUAUGGCAGUGGAAGUAGUGGUGGUGGUGGUGGUGGUGGUGGUAGUGGUGGCGGCGGGUAUCGGUCUGGCAGUGGAUAUCAGGGCCAGCGCAGUAGUGGUGGUUACUAUGGUGGAGGAGGAAGCAGUGGUGGUGGCGGCGGUGGUGGUGGCAGUGGCGGCUACAAGGGCUGGGGAAGCCAGGGGUCAUGGGGACACCAAGGCAGCUGGGGAAGUGGUCAGGGCCAGUUCAGUGGAUCAUCCGGCUACAGGAACUAUGGCAGCAGCUGGAAUCAAGGUGGAGGCAGCUGGGGUGGGCAGCCCAGCUACUGGAGUGGUGGAGGUAGCAGCGGCAGUGGAUACGGCAGUGGUGGAGGUGGCAGCAGUGGUUACAACUCUGGUUGGGGUGGUGGCUAUAAGUAAACACCAUUCACAGACUAACAAAAACUGUGUUAAGAGGAUCUUGUAUGCUCGCAUACAGGGAACAUUCUGUGUUGGGGAUGCAGGGGUGCAGUAAGGGAAAGGGGUGGUGUUAAUUGCUGGACUGUGUCAGACAUUAGUAAAUCAACGUUAGCAUUGUGCAUUUUCCUGAUGGAGAAAAAAUGUCAUCAUCUUUCACAUUUGUCUCAUAUUUAGUCCACAGUGGGAUGGGAUACCAAGAAAAACACUUAGUUCCUUUAUCAAUCUCUUCUCAUCAUCAUAAAAAUAUUUGAUCAUUGAAAAAUAUAGCAGGCAGCAUUUGUCCAGUCUUUCUGUGUGACUGGUGUUUUCAGAAUUUUUCUUCCUUUGCCUGGCAUCGUGAUUACAGUGUUAACAGUUUUUAUUUUUUUAUUUCUUCUCAUGUGGACACCUUCAAAGGGGGUGGGGUGAAAUAUCUUUGUUGACCUAAAGGAUUUUUGAAAUCUUCCCUCUUGCCAUCACCGUUUGAUGUCCAUUUGAGUUGAUGCUGAGAUGCUGAUGAGAAUGCUUUCCACAAUGUAUUGCACUGCGCUUGAUAGAGAAUCAUGACUUUGUCAGAUUUCUUGCCCUGCUGAUGUUGUAAAGUAGGUUUUAAGCAGAAGUGACCUGCAUCUAGUUGAAUUUUCAUCCCCAGAUCUUUUCUUCUUUUAUUUUUCGCUUUGGCUUUACUGGAAUUUGUUAUUGUCAAGAGGAUUUGCACUUAGCAGUUGUUCCACCAGUGGUUGUUGAUGAAAGCAGCUCAAGAGCUAAAGCUGUGUAGGUGGUGCAUUUUAAAAAGAGGUAUCAAGAUAUCCCCACAUUGUAAUUGCUGAAUGGGGAAUGGGGUGUUUGUGUACAAUUUUAUACUUUGUUGAAACAAGUUUUGUCAAUAUGUGUUCAUGGGAUUCAUCUGUCAUACUGUACAAUUCCUCUUUCUUUUUUUUAAAUAAGGCUUGUGUGUUUACAUUGUGACUUUAUGUGUACCACCACCCCCAGGAGGUUAAACGUAGCAUUAUCUUUAAAAUCAGUACUAGUUUUAUUUGGAAGGUAGCUUGAACAAGGUAAUGAUUAAAUAGAUACACCACCCCCUGCCCCACAGAGAAAGUCCUGCUGAUAUGUAGUGUAACUAGGGUGAGCAAGUAGAAUAUAGCAUUACAAAAAUUCACAGCAGAAGGGAAAGUUUUCUAUCACUAUCAAGCACUCCCGUUACAGUAAUAAUGAAUUGUGCAAAGUAAGCUAUACAGAGAAAAAAUGAAAAGAAAGACAGGCGGUGUUGUAGCUUUCUUACAUGUUGGGAGGGAAUAACUGGAGUGUGGCUUGAAAAUUACAAGCUUUUAUGAAACAAAAAUCUUGCGAUCAAGGACCAUGCUCAUCCCUUUCAUAGUCUUGAUUUUAAAAUUGUAUGUUCUGAUUUCAAAUAAAAAAAAUUGUUUUGGA